This is a messenger RNA of Monodelphis domestica (gray short-tailed opossum), 7504 nucleotides long. RefSeq names its product SFT2 domain containing 2 (gene SFT2D2). Gene Ontology annotation, biological process: vesicle-mediated transport. Gene Ontology annotation, cellular component: membrane. Lineage: Eukaryota; Metazoa; Chordata; Mammalia; Didelphimorphia; Didelphidae. The record is from RefSeq and is a predicted model, not a curated record.
UGGGUGUAAAGCUGCGUGUGGGUGGGGGCGGGGCCGGACGACGCUGGGCCGGACGGGGUUCGGCUGGGUGGACCCAGCUGUCUACUUGUAUCUCUGGAGCCUUGCACCUCGGAAGAUAAAUACUUUGUUGCAAUAGCAACAGGAAGCGAGGGAGGGCUUACCGGAGUUUGCUUAGGACGGAGUUUUAAGUCGUGUCGAGGCCCGGGAUGGACAAGUUGAAAAAGGUGCUGAGCGGUCAGGACACCGAGGAUCGGGGUGGACUGGCCGAGGUUAUUGAAACACCAUCAUUAAGCUGGGGCACAAGAAUCAAAGGCUUUGCUGCUUGUUUUGCCAUAGGGAUUAUCUUCUCAUUGAUGGGUACUUUUUUCCUUUGGGUGCCUAAGAAAGGACUUGUUCUAUUUGCAGCAUUUUAUACCUUGGGAAACAUUGCAUCACUUGGAAGUACUAUCUUUCUCAUGGGACCAGUGAAGCAGUUGAAGCGUAUGUUUGAGACUACACGACUGAUUGCAACCAUCGUGAUGUUGAUGCUGUUACCUCUACCUUUGGUGUCUUCUUCUCAUCUCUCUGGCUAUUCCUUCAUUCCAGGCCCAGCGCAAUUGUGUCUUAUCCUCACUCUGUGUUCUGCUUUCUGGUGGCACAACAAGGGACUUGCUCUCAUUUUCUGCAUUUUGCAAUCUUUGGCUUUGACGUGGUACAGUAUUUCCUACAUACCAUUUGCAAGGGAUGCUGUGAAGAAAUGUUUUACUGCGUGCCUGUCCUAAUAGGCAAAAAGGCACUUUUGAAAAAUCUUGGCAAGUACAAAAGACUGAUUUCUGACAUGAUUUGUAAAUAUUUUCCUAAUUCUGUCUUUACAGACUUGUGCCUUUUCAUUUUGUUUUUUUUUUUGCACCUUGUAACAGGAUGUUGCUUGUUAAAAAAAAAAUGGAUGGUUGUUUUUGUUAAGCAAUGAGAUGUUCUCAAACCAAAGUGUCCCUUGCUCUGUGUCAGUUUUUGUGUACUUCGAGUUUCAAGAGUAGAAUGUCACUGUUCUCUUUCCCUCUCUUGCUCUUCCCCACCAUUUUGAAAUUUCACUGCAUUAUUGUUUCUGAUGAAGAAAAACAAACUUAACCCAGCUGUGCCUGAGGCUUAGGAGCCCAUAAUUCCUCAAAUGGGUGACAAAUGGCCUCAUCCUUGGAGGGAAAUAUUUCUUCUUUAUAAGUAGUGUGCCUCUGGGACUUUGGACUUGCCCAGAUCUAGGUUACCCUCUUUGGGCAGUGGAGACUAUCACUACUGCUUAGAGUGCAGUAUGGACCUACAUUAGCCAUUCUGCAGGAAAGGCAAAUGAACAGGAGCCUGCCAAAUGAAUAAAGUGGGAGAAAAAUCUUACGUUGAUCCUUAAGAGAUUAAAAUUCUCAAGAGGUCCAUUUGGAUCUAAAGUCACCAAAGGAUUCAAGAAAAAAAAAUAGUCACAUGAUUUCUAUGUAGAAAUCCCACUGCCAUACCUCUUGAGAAUUUAGUUAAAAAACUCAGUAGGAUUCUCUCUGCUACAAAAAAAAAGAAAAGAAAAGUAUCUUCUCUAUGAUCAGCUUUGUUCUACUACUCUUUUUUUGGACUAUAUCACCUUCUGUUUUAUUGUGUUGAGUAGGGGGAAGGUGACUUCUGUAGUUGGAGAAGCAUUAUGUAAUGGAGAGAGUUGGGCUUGGGAUCAGGAUGACUUGGUUUCAGAUCUUGCCUCAGAAACAGUAGCUGGGCCUCAGUUUCCUUCUUUGUAAAAUAAUGGGGUUAGAUUAGAUAAUCUCUAAACUCCCCUUCAUAGUUUUCCUUUGCCUUUGGAAGUAGUUCUCCCGAAUCUGUUGUUUGUCAUUGAACUAAUUUAAAUGAACCACUACAUGACUUGGAAUUUAUUGCCUUUUAGAUCUAAUCUGUGUCCCUCGAGAUUCCAGAAUCUUACCUUUCUCUUUUCCAAGGGGAAUCCAUAGUCCUUGGGGGCAGUUAGAUGGUGCAGUGGGUAGAGCAUCAGGCCUGGAGUCAGGAAUUUAUCUAAUCUGGCUUCAGAUACUAGGGUGACCCUAGGAAAGUCACUUAACCCUGUUUGCCUCAGUUUCCUCAUCUGUCAAAGGAGCUGGAGAAGGAAAUGGCAAAAUAUUCCAUUAUCUCUUCCAAGAAAAUUCCAAAUGGGUUCUCAAAGAAUUCAUACUGAAAUGACCAAAUAACUACAGCAACAACAAAAUCUAUAGUCUCCUGAAGUCAGAAACUAAUAGUGCUAGUCUAAUGAAGUAGAUGGAAUUGAUUCACUUUUUUCCUGCCUAUCAGUUAAAUGGAGGGCAGACUAGGUUAGCUAUUUUUAAAAAUCUGUAAUCCAUCAGAGACCCUAGAUCUGUAUUUUUUUUUUUACCCUCAGGUUGAAUCUAUGAUUUCUGAUUUGCAGAGCUGAUGGAACAAUAUCAUAUUUAUUUGGGACCAUAGAACUUUGAAGUUAGAAGGGACCUUUGUUUUUAUAUUUAUCUCACAAAUCCAUUUCUGUUUUUCUGGCCUAUUAGUCACAAACCUUUGCUGAUUUAUUUUCUUUGGAUAGAGGAUGUGAUAUAAAAGCAACAUAGUUACUAGGAUCACUAGAAUCUCAGAGCUUCUCGGGUUUUCAGAAAUUAUCUCAUCUAACACACAGUGCAACAAGAAAACCUUUGACAACAUCCCUGACAAAUGGUUAUCCAGUCUUUAUUUGAAGACUUAGUUUUUAGGGGAACUUGCUCUUUUCUGAGGCAGUUCAUUCUGCUUUUGCACUAUUUCUAAGGUUUAGGAAUUUUUUUUCUUACAUCAAGUAAUGAGUAAGAAACAUGCUACUUUAGAAGAGUUCUAAAAGUAUUAAAACUUUUACUAUUUCAUAUAGGGAAUCUGCUUCCCUUUAAAUCCCAUUCCCUGGUUCUAGGAUUUGGAAAAAGUUCAAAAACAGUUGUAAUUACUCCUUCCCAUGGUAGGUGUUCAAAUAUUGGAAGCCUAAAGUUCUGCUUCUCCCCUUUUCUACUUUCUGCCCACAAAGAAAUAUUUUCUUUUCAAAGCUAAACAUCCCCGGAUCUUCUCAUCAAUCCUUAGAGAUGUUGAUUUUUGUUCCUUUGCCAUCUGUGUGACUCUACUCUGAACUGGUUCAGUCUUGACGAUAACCUUUUCAAAACGUCCUGUCCAGAUAUGAACACACUACUUAUAAUCUGAUCAAGGCAGAAGAAGGCAGAGCUAUAGCCUCUCCUGCUGUGGAUACAACUUCUGUGAAUGUGGUUCAAGAUCUCCCUGACUUUUUUAGCUUCUCCAUGACACUCUGAACUUGGAACUUAUAAUUCAAUAAAACUCCUCAGUCCUUUUUCUCACGAGCUUCUGUCCAGCCUUCACUUCUCUAAUCCUCUACUUGUGAUGCUGAUUUUUUUUUAACCCAAAUGUAGCACUUGAUAAUUAUCUAUUAUAGAAUAAACAUGUCUUUCUUUCUUUGAUUAUCUGGCACCUGCUCAUUGCAUUGCUAUUAUCCCCAACCCAAGUCUUCAUAAAGCAUUCUUGGACUGAAACCUGCCAAAAGCUGAGUGAUUGGAUUCAGGUUUGGAAUUCCCUCCACCCCUGCACCCAUUUCCCUGAUCAGUGUGGGAAGAGUAGGUGAAAUAUGAAUGUCCCAAGAAAAACCUACUUAUAAAGUACAGAAUAAAUUGAUUCAACUUUCAAAAAUAUAAUUUACAUUAAACUUUAAAGGAAUUAAUAACUGUGUAUUGGGCCACAUAAUAACUUGCCCAGGAUCAUCUAGCUAGGAAGUAUUUGAGGCCAGUGAUUAGGGUGCUAAUCACUAGUUAGUAUCCUACGGCCACAGAGCUUGCCUGGGAGCUUUUGUCUCUUUUCCUAUCAAUUGCUGUGUACUCAAGGAAUGAACAAACUCAUUUUAUUAUCUGCAUGGGUUCAAAGAGGCUUUGGAAAGGGAAUCUGAUGUUGCAGAGAGUCAUAUAAUAAUAUAGUACACCGACACAUAAGACAGAGAUGUGCACACACACAUAUACUUUGGGUUAUCCAAAUCACUGCCUUCUCUACAAUAAACUUAUUAAGCACUUAUUAUAUAUCAAACCCAGUGCUAAGAAAUGAGGUCACUGAGAAUGAACCAUACUUCAAGAAAAAUCUGUUUUCUGCCUCUUGUUGUUAUUUGUCAUUUAUUAUCAUGAAAAAAAAAAAACCAAAAACAACCCUAUGGGCAGUCAGGAACCACAAUGAAAUGCAAACUUCUGGGAGACUCUUAGCAGUCUGGCCUCUACCUACAUUUCCAUCCUUAUUUAACCUCAUUCUUUUCUCUGUUCUCUAUGUUUCAACUAACCUGGACAACAGGCUGAUUCUCUACUUAACAUAGGAUCAUAGAUUAACAGCUGGAUGGGACCUUAGAGGUCACUGGGUCCAAUCUCAUCAUCCAACAGAUGAUGACACUGUAGCCUGGGGAGGUUCCCCAAGUGCUACCUGAACCCAGGUCUUCUUGACUCCAAGUCUAGCGCCAUAUUCUUUAUGCCACUGUCAUAAUUUUCUCUGCAUUUUUAAUGGACCAUCUUUCAUGGCUGGGUUGUAUUUCCUUUCAGAAAUCUUCCUACGUUCAUUCCCUCUCUCCAUAACUUUUCAGAUUUCCCUAGAAUAUCUAGUCAGAGUCUCUUCUCUGCCUUCAUCAAAUUCUAUACUUCUUGUAUUUUAUUUAUACGAAUAUGUACUAUUUUCCUUGUAUCCUCCUCUAGUGGACAGUAAACUCUUUGAAGGCAGGGGAUAUGCAAUUUUUUUUAUCUUUUCAUUCUCCCUCAUAUAGGGUAGACACAUAAUAAGUGAUCAUGAAAGUGAAUUGAAGAAAAGAUGUUGGCACUUCACGGCAUAAAUGAUGAAUAUUGGCAACCCUUCCACUGUGAAAUCCAACAUAUGUGGUUACAUACCAGGCUUUAGUUGCCUUUUUAAUGGGGCAACUUCUAGGUUAGCAUGGUGUUCCCUGUCUAGGGCAUGUAUGGUUUUUGGACUAACUUAAUUUUCUUGUAUUGAAAAAACACAUUCAUGUUUUAGGUGUGUAAAGUUUGUUCUCUGGAUUUUGGUUACAGUGCCUGAUUUUACAAUUCAAGGUUUUUACAUGUUUUAAAGAAGUACAGGAGUUUGUCCAGAGCCCUUUAAAAAUAAAUGAUGAUUCAAAAUUCCAAAUAAAGUUGAAUGCAGAUGUAGGUCUUUGCAGCUUUUAAUGGCUUGCAAGAAUUAAACAUUUGCAAAAAUACUUUAAAUAAAUUUUUUUUUAAUUUCCAAGGAAUUCAAGGGAGAAUGGCAAACAUGUAGCACUUUAUUCUUCCUUUCCACUGAGAAGAUCCUGUUCCUGAAUGAAUCAUAUACUUUAAAAUGGGCAGCUACAUAAUUUCCUUCUGGGUUAUUAUCGUUUUUUAUUUAUUGCCACUGCUGUCCAAAAAUUCAAUAGAUAGUCUCAAAAAAAGGGUCAGCUCCCUUGGAGUAUUCAAGAACAAUAGACUGACAGGGAUGUUAAAGAAUUUUUCCAUGGGACAAGAGGCUGGAAUAGGUGAUAUUUGGGGUCUCCUGAAGCACUUUUUCAAUGAGAUAUCCAGGCCUCAUUUCAUAGUUUAUGGUUUAAUAAAAUUAAAAUGGUUGAUUCCAAUCCUAUAUAUUUGUUCCAAGAGUAAUCAUUUAUGGUAAUGAGAGCCAUUGUGGGACAUAGUGGAUUGAGAGUUGGCCUUGGAGUUAGUAAGACUAGAAUUCAAUUCUUACCUGCCACAUUGAGUGACUGCCACCAUGUGCAAAAAAUGGCUUAGCUUUUUCUCUGCGUCCCAGAUGACUAAGAUCUGAAGUUUGGAGAAGUUGCUCAUCUGCUUUGAUGGAGGAACUUUUCACAUUGGGAAAUACUGAUGAUAUAUAUUGAUGAAAUCACUUGUCCUCAUUCCUUUUUCUUUACCUAUCAAAAACAAAUGACAAAAACACCUUUUCCCUCCAAAAAACCCCUCUAAACCCACCGAAGUCAAACCCCCCUAGAACCCCAAUCCCACAAACAACCAUUUCUAAAAGGACAUUUAGUUACAUCUAGCUGUUUUCAUGCAGAGACAGCUCACACCAUCUGGUUAUCACAUGCCGUGUGCUUAUGUGUCUUUCAAACUGAAAAUUAGGACAUAUGAUCCUACAGCUGAUAAUCCUUUUACAAGACCUCAUUUAAACCCUUAAAAAAAUUGAAAACCAAUUCCAUCCUGGAAAAUCUAUGGUGCAACGUUGCACUUCAAGGGCACAUACAAGAUAUCUUUUUUCUUUUUUUUUUCCUUUUUUGCUGAGGGCUCUCCAAGGCAGUAGAACCAAGUUAGACCAUCAUAGUGAAAUAAAGUUAUAAAUAAGUAUAUUUCCUAACUUAAAUUGUAUUUUCUAACUGGAAAUGUUGGGGACAUCUCCUAAGAGACUUAGAGGUCUAAACAUGCUGGUUUCUGGAAGUGAGUUAUGUUUGAAACAAGGAUUUUGAAGUGGGGAAGAAGAGUUUUUUUUUUUUUUCGAUUAAAUUUGCAAACUUGAAUUUUAAUUUUAUUUAUUUUUAAUUUUAUUUUUAUUAUCAUGCAAAACAUACUUCCCAAUUUGAACACACUCAUACAAAACCAGUUCCAUCCUGGAAAAUCUAUGGUGCACUUCAAGGGCACAAGACCAAAAUAUACAAAACCAAAACCCUAAAUACACUGAUGUGAAAGAUAGUAAGCUUUGAUCUACAUCCAUCCGACUCCAACAGUUCUUCCUCUGGAAGUGGAUAGCAUUGAAUUUUUAUUUUAAAGCAAAAAAAUAAAUGAUGGAAAAAAUAUCCAGUUAAUCAGACAUUGAGGUGUGGACUUAAGUUGUAUAUAAAAGACAAACCUAGGCUAAGACUUCUUUAGGCAAAGUUAAGAGUUAAUAUAUUUUGUUCUAGGUACAAACAGACCUUGUAUCUGCCUGAUUUCUUAAACUAAUAGUUUGUUCUGGACCUUGUGGCUUUUCUGCUUUUAUAAGUGCCAUGUCUUAUGUUUUCUAUUGUCUUUCUUGAACAUUGUGUGUUUGCCCAGUAGGUUGAGCUAUCCACUGGACCCAACCCUAACUGCUUUCUCCCUGCCCAAGUGUCCAGAUGAGAUUAUGAGUUUAGGUUGAGAAAGCCCCUGGUGAUAGCCACAGGGUAGGGUGUGGCUGACUAAGAACUUGGGACACUGUCUCUGUUAUACUGUGAUUGGCUUUUUAAUCAAUUGGUUAAAAAAUGAAUGAUUUUUUCUAAUUAUGUGAAAACUCAUUAACAAGGUUUUAUGCUGCUCUUUGUUCAAUGGAAUUUUUUAUAACCAAAAAUAUAUUUUUCUGUGAACUAUUUAUCCUACCUUGAUAAUCUGUUUGGGGGGAAAAAUCAACAAACAAGUAUUGCUUCUCUUUUCUAGCUUAUUAUCAAAAGACCUUUUGGCAUCACUGAACUGUUCCCUCCCAACAUGAUGUAUUCAUGUGGCCCUUUUUACUUGUUUUCCAAUAAAGAUUAGCAUAAUAUUCUACAUAAAAA